Messenger RNA from Neurospora crassa OR74A, 2016 nucleotides. It is a transcript of the gene cdt-2, whose product is annotated as hexose transporter. Bases 51 to 1628 code for a protein of 525 amino acids. The transcript has 4 exons. Gene Ontology annotation, molecular function: carbohydrate:proton symporter activity. The record is from RefSeq and is a predicted model, not a curated record. NCBI's taxonomy places the organism in Eukaryota, Fungi, Ascomycota, Sordariomycetes, Sordariales, Sordariaceae. Gene Ontology annotation, biological process: transmembrane transport; carbohydrate transport. Gene Ontology annotation, cellular component: membrane.
GGACCAGCUGUAUCAUUCGACCCAGACAAGACAACAUCAUCACAUUCAAAAUGGGCAUCUUCAACAAGAAGCCCGUGGCUCAGGCCGUCGACCUCAAUCAGAUACAGGAGGAGGCUCCUCAGUUUGAGAGGGUUGACUGGAAGAAGGACCCCGGUCUUCGCAAGCUCUACUUCUACGCCUUCAUUCUUUGCAUUGCUUCGGCCACCACCGGUUACGAUGGCAUGUUCUUCAACUCGGUGCAGAACUUCGAGACCUGGAUUAAGUACUUUGGCGACCCGCGAGGAUCCGAGCUUGGUCUGCUCGGUGCUCUCUACCAGAUUGGUUCCAUUGGCUCCAUCCCCUUUGUCCCCCUCCUUACCGACAACUUUGGCCGCAAGACCCCCAUCAUCAUCGGCUGCGUUAUCAUGAUCGUCGGUGCCGUUCUCCAGGCCACGGCCAAGAACCUCGAUACAUUCAUGGGCGGCCGUACCAUGCUCGGCUUUGGCAACUCCCUCGCCCAGAUCGCCUCCCCCAUGCUUCUCACCGAGCUCGCCCAUCCUCAACACCGCGCUCGUCUCACCACCAUCUACAACUGCUUGUGGAACGUUGGUGCCCUCGUCGUCUCGUGGUUGGCCUUUGGCACCAACUACAUCAACAACGACUGGUCAUGGCGCAUUCCCGCCUUGCUCCAGGCUUUCCCCUCCAUCAUUCAGCUCCUCGGUAUCUGGUGGGUUCCCGAGUCUCCCCGUUUCCUCAUCGCCAAGGACAAGCACGACGAGGCCCUCCACAUCCUCGCCAAGUACCACGCCAACGGCGACCCCAACCACCCCACCGUCCAGUUUGAGUUCCGCGAGAUCAAGGAGACCAUCCGCCUCGAGAUGGAAUCGACCAAGAACAGCAGCUACCUCGACUUCUUCAAGAGCCGCGGCAACCGCUACCGCCUCGCCAUCCUCCUCUCGCUCGGCUUCUUCUCCCAAUGGUCCGGCAACGCCAUCAUCUCCAACUACUCCUCCAAGCUGUACGAGACCGCCGGCGUCACCGACUCCACCGCCAAACUCGGUCUUUCCGCCGGACAGACCGGUCUCGCGCUCAUCGUGUCCGUCACCAUGGCGCUGCUCGUCGACAAGCUCGGUCGUCGUCUUGCUUUCCUCGCUUCCACGGGCGGCAUGUGCGGCACCUUUGUCAUUUGGACGUUGACAGCCGGCCUGUACGGCGAGCACCGCCUCAAGGGCGCCGACAAGGCCAUGAUCUUCUUUAUCUGGGUGUUCGGCAUCUUCUACUCGCUCGCCUGGUCCGGGUUGCUGGUCGGCUACGCCAUCGAAAUCCUCCCUUACCGACUUCGCGGCAAGGGGUUGAUGGUCAUGAACAUGUCGGUGCAGUGCGCGCUGACGCUCAAUACUUAUGCGAACCCUGUUGCGUUUGAUUACUUUGGUCCUGAUCACUCGUGGAAGCUUUAUCUUAUUUACACUUGCUGGAUCGCCGCCGAGUUCGUCUUCGUCUUCUUCAUGUACGUCGAGACCAAGGGCCCCACGCUCGAGGAGCUUGCCAAGGUCAUUGAUGGCGAUGAGGCCGAUGUUGCCCACAUCGACAUUCACCAGGUCGAGAAGGAGGUGGAGAUUCACGAGCAUGAGGGCAAGUCUGUUGCUUGAGUGUCUGUUUGAGAUUGAUCUCUGUUUUUUUUACUGCUUAGUGAUGUGAUUGUCCUAGUAAUUUGGGAACUUCAACAGACAAGUCGUCACCAGUUGGAUAGCUGGGGUUUCAGCGUCUUGCUUGACCUUGCUUGUUGGGAAAUGUUUAUGAUAUGAAGUUUACAUGUUAAUAUUUUUGUCUAUCUGUUUACCAACGCUACACGAUGUGGAUGAAUGGCGACGUCGAUGGCGGGAUGACGAGAGUCACUGGGAAGCGAAGGAAAGGGAGGGGAAGGGAAAGAUUGGAAUAUUCCUCGGUAAAGGAACGCGUUAUUAUAUACCCUCUUUGUUGUUGUUAUCGUCGUUUGGAAUAGAUAGUCUUGGAAGGAAAUGAAUGAACGAUAAUGGC